AUGGAAAGAAUAGUUCAUUUGGAUUUUAAAGGUGCACCACUGAAAUAUUUAUAUUUAGAGAAGGUUUUCAGGUGUAUAAAAGAUUGGGGUGGUACUGGGGUACUAAUAGAGUGGGAAGACACUUUUCCCUUUUCCUUCGAUUUGGUGGACUUUGGCAGUGCAAAGAAUUGUGGAGGAGACGACUUGUAUUCUUUACAACAAAUACAAGACAUAAUACAAUGUGCAAAAGCCAAUGGACUACAAGUGAUUCAAUUGAUACAAACUAUAGCUCACUUAGAGUACAUCUUAAAACAUCCAUUAUGUGAGCAUCUUAGAGAAUCUCCGAGGUCCCCAGCUGUUCUGUGCCCAACUAAGCAGGAGUCUUUAAAUCUGGUUCUAAAAUUAGUACAACAAGUAUUAGAUGUUCAACCAGAUGCCAAAUAUAUCCAUAUUGGAGCAGAUGAGGUAUGGCACACAGCAGUAUGCUCAGAUUGUCAACACAAAGCAUCGACACACAAGUAUAAAGUCGCCUCCUUAUUUCUAGAUCACAUACGAGAAGUCAUAUUAUAUAUUAAACAAUGUAGGCCUGAUGUCACAAUAUUAAUGUGGGAUGAUAUGUUAAGGCCUAUGUCUGUUGAAACACUACAAGCCUACAAUCUCAGAGAUUUAGUACAACCUGUUAUUUGGAACUAUAGCACAAUGGAACAUUUUCAAAUAGACAAACCUCUGUGGGACAAGUACGACAAGAUAUUUACAAAUUUCUGGGCUGGAUCUGCUUUCAAAGGUGCAAAUGGAAGUAGUCAGAUGCUCUCACCUGUAGGUCGCUACGUGAGUAAUCAGGAAGCGUGGCGAAGGGAAAUAUCUAGGAAACCUAAUGGCAUCACAUACAAUGGAGUGAUUCUUACUGGAUGGUCCAGGUACGACCAUUACGCUACGCUAUGUGAGUUAUUUCCGGUUUCUUUGCCGAGUCUUCAUAGCUGUUUAAGGGUAUGGAGUAGGUUAGACUGCGCUGACAAUGAAACAUUCAGCGAAGUGUUACCAGAAGAGCAGUGGCCUGGUAUUGAAGUGGCUCGCUGUAUACAUUCUUUUGUCAUGUUGAGAGAGCGAUGCUACUCCCUACUUCAUGGCGACCUUGUUGCGACAUGGUUGAACCCGUGGCAAAUAAAAACAGCGUACACAAGUCCUGUACAAGUAGAGAGUGUGGCAAAUGCAUCUCAAACGCUUCUCACGGAUCUGAAAGGGUUAUACACGGAAACAAAGAAACAUUUGGACCAGAUAACUGGCAGACGAAGUACAGAGGAGUGGAUCGCAAGUUUCUUUGAUACGAUACUCAAAAAUAUAGAGGAAUUGCACAGAGUCGCCAGCAUACGGAGGCAGAUUGGGGCCAGUGUGAAACCUAUUUGA
Leptosia nina is the source of this 1383-nucleotide messenger RNA. NCBI's taxonomy places the organism in Eukaryota, Metazoa, Arthropoda, Insecta, Lepidoptera, Pieridae. The record is from the annotation of a GenBank genome assembly.